Messenger RNA from Dicentrarchus labrax (European seabass), 4216 nucleotides. It is a transcript of the gene ltb4r, whose product is annotated as leukotriene B4 receptor. The record is from RefSeq and is a predicted model, not a curated record. The coding region runs from base 1826 to 2977 and encodes 383 amino acids. Lineage: Eukaryota; Metazoa; Chordata; Actinopteri; Moronidae. Gene Ontology annotation, biological process: complement receptor mediated signaling pathway; inflammatory response; phospholipase C-activating G protein-coupled receptor signaling pathway. Gene Ontology annotation, cellular component: plasma membrane. Gene Ontology annotation, molecular function: leukotriene receptor activity; complement receptor activity. The transcript is spliced from 4 exons.
UAAGCCUCUUACAAAACAUUUUUUUGUUAACCUUCUUACCGUCAACCUUGUUACCAUUUUAAGGUUUACUUUCAUCAACAGGGUUGAUCCAGAGCCUCUAUAUUUAGAAAAAAGGGGAGGGCAAAAUGGAGAAAGGACAGAGACACAGGGAUUAAGCUAUCAGUUAUUGUCAGCUGUUAGAGAAAGGAGAGCCAAGAGGUGCAAUUGGAGAACAGCUCAAGGGAAAUGCCAAAGCCAAAGCAACAAGUGCAGCAACCAUUCAUCAGUGCAUGACAUUAACCUGGCCCCUUAAGGUUACAGCUGGAGGAAAGAGAAGUUAUGGUUUAUGCUCAGUGUGGUUGCAGUAGUGUGCAUGCAAGUUCAUAGAUAUAUAAGCGUGAGAAUAUGAGUGCAAGCAUCUCCCUAUAUACUGAUAAUAAUAACAAUCUGAUUGCCAGUACAACUAUUUGAUUAUUCAGUGCUUCAUUGUGUUGCAGGCAAAGUGAAGCAUGGAAAAAUAACCACAAGAGAGUUGGAUGGAAGUACUUGACUUUGUUUCUACAAUAUUUAAUAUGUUUGCUUCUCUUUUACGUUGUUUUUAGUAUGUAGUGCUGUCUUUAAAGCGGAAUUGAAUUCAAUCUCCAUAAGGCCCCAUGUUAAAAUGCCCAAAUUUUGGGGUUUCAGCAGAAAAAACAGUUUGCGCCACAAAUUUACUCAUUUGUGACAACUGUACGAGGCAUGAAUUUUUAUGUAACUCACCAGUUUAAAUUAUAUGAAGGCAUGAAGUCACCGAUAUGCGUAAUACAUUAACAGGCUGGAAAUGAGAAUGAUGAGAGUGAUGAGAGUAAAUCAAAACACUGAGCUGAAAGACGCUAAAACACUCCAUAGAGCUGAUGGGUAAUUAUUCUGUAUGGGUUGGUCACAAUGAAGGGUCCGUUUCUUGUUACACAUAUUCAUUGUAAUUUGUUAAAUUUUUAACAUGAAAAUAUGAAUUAGUGCGGCUUUAAAGAUAAAAACCUUAGUAUGGAAUGUUUUAAUAUUUCACUGUGAGCAUGCCCCCUGUAAAACAAUGAAAUACAGAAAAUCACAAAAUGAUGUAAAGCACCUUUACCAGAAAAUGUGACACAUCGCAAGUUUCAAUAACAUCUUGUCCCUCAUGAAGCAUGUAAAGCAGCAACUUGAGAAAGAUGGGUGGUGUGGAAAGAGGAGUAUGCUGUACAUCUGCCAAAAUGUCUGAUGCAAGAGAACUGACAAUAUGCAAACAGUAGAGAUAUGAUUUAAAGCUCAAGUAUUAACAAGAUCCAGACAGUUUACUGGAAUAUCCACCUCCCCAACCCCCUUGCGUAUCCACCUUCAUGACGGUCUCCUGCUCUUUUUAAACAAUACCAGUUUCACAGCAUUUUAUGGCUCUCCAAUACAAUCUCUCUCUCUCUCUCUCGCUCUCUCUCAUUGCUAUAAGCCUGUGAUGAUUAAUUUGUCAAAAUAUUUCAUGAUUCAGCACCAGCUUAAGAGUCAUAUUCAUAAUAAUGCACUAGCAGAAUACAACUUGUAGGAGGAACAAUGGCCUCAUCGCAAACCUAGUGAGCUCGAGCUGGUUUCCUGUGGUCCUGGGCUUCCCCUCACAUGACCUCUUGCUCAAUAGAUAUAUUUUUUGUUUCUCAUCGCACAAAGUCUUCAAAGCAAAGAGGGAAAGCCAUGAGUUAGCAGCACAUCAGGCAAGGUGUAAAAUUUAUGGGAAUUGCUAAACGUCUGGCGUGAAUUUACCACUGAGCCUUUAAGAAAGGGAUCGACAGUUGAAGUUUCACAGUUGUCAGAGGCAAACUCAGAUUCAUCAGAGGUCUUUCCGAUGGCAUCCAAUAUCAUCGCCACCACUUCCCAGAACUCCUCCUCUGCUGCUUUUUCUCUUCCCAUGAGCGUCUCAGCCCAGGCCGGCAUCGCCAUCUUGACCCUGGCGUUUGUGCUCGGCUUUCCCGGGAACCUUUUUGUGGUUUGGUCGGUUCUCUGCCGGGUGAAAAAGCGCUCAGUGACCUGUUUGUUGGUGCUGAAUCUGUCUAUGGCGGAUGCUUUUGUGUUGCUCAGCGCCCCCUUCUUCCUGCGCUACCUGGCUGGAGGCCGAGGCUGGGAGUUUGGCUCGGCAGCAUGCAAGCUGGUGCAUUACCUGUCAAGUGUGAACAUGUACGUGUCGAUUUACCUCAUCUGCCUGAUGAGCAUGGACCGCUGGCUGGCUGUGACAAGGCCUUUUCUGUCCCAGAGAAUGAGAACCAAGCGCUCCCUGUUGGUUCUCCUGCUGACGGUCUGGGUGUUAGCGUUCAUUCUGUCACUGCCGAUGCCUUUCUACCGCAGUAAUCUGAAGAAGACAGUUCAAGACAAUAUCACUCUGAGCUUUUGUGUGCCAUACCACUGGGAUAAAAAUGGUCACAAGAUCUUCCAGUACCUGUUUGAGACCAUCAUGGGCUGCCUGCUGCCUUUCUCCCUCAUCAACACCUGCUACUCCUCGGUCAUCUGCCGUCUGCAAAACGUCAAGUUCCAGCGCAGAGGACAAGGCAGCCGCCUCAUCCUGCUGAUCAUCUGUGCCUUUACAAUAUUCUGGCUGCCCUAUCACAUCGUCAACAUCAUAGAGGUGGUCGGUCUGUUGCAGGGCAGUGACUCGGUGAUCAAUGCUGCCAAAACAGCCCGUCCAAAUGUCACCGCCUUUGCUUACUUCAGCAGCGCUGUCAACCCCAUCCUCUACGUGUUCGCCGGCAGCUCCCACAUCCGCCAGGCUGGCUUCAGUUUCAUGGGCAAGCUCUUCGAGGGCACUUACUCGGAGAGCAGGACCACGUCUACCUUCGCCCGCAGCGGCCGUAGCAGCUCUUCACCAGAUGAGAGCUCUGUCCUGCACGCAAUGUCAGUCAAACUGGGGAGGCCUUUCAAAGGCAAGAACAAGGAGAGCAACAGUGUGGCGGGAACAGACGGACCUGAACUCAAGACUCUGGCCAGUAUUGAGCAGUUAGAGUAGCUGACUGCUAAACUAUGCUAUGUUCCAAAGCCAAGCCAUUCUCCUUGGACUACUUUUCUUAAUUUAAAUAAUUAGACUAUGUUGACUUAUUUGCUAUUUGCUUCAUUUGUUGCCUAUGCAGUUAUAAAAACACUUCUGUCAACAGAAGCUCCAGCUCAUCGCUAGUUGAAGAAUAAACUCCUGGAAAUGUCAUGGCAAGUAGAUGGGCUCUUUUUAGUUUGAAAGCUCUUUGGAGUAUAUAUCUAUUUAAUUGUGUAUACAACCUGGCCUCACUCCCAAGUCAUCCAAAACUGCAGUUCGUCAGUGGCCCGUCAUGUCAAAAUAUGACUCUGUAGGUAACCCAGCAGCGUCAUUCCUGAACACUGCUGUCGCCAAGAUAAAGUGUCGUAGUAUAAAAAUAUUAUCGGCAAUAUUUGACGACUUGGGAGUGAGAAGUUUGUGUAUAUUAAGAAGGAAACGGACUACAUAUUUAUGGAAAGCUAGUGACAUGGUCGAUGGGUUGGUCCAACACUUUGGUCCAGAUGGAAAUCUGGAAAUAUCUCAACAACUACUGGAUAGAUUGCCGGGAAAGUUGAAAAUUCCGAUCCCCAGAGGACGAAUCCUAAUGAUCGUGCCACCAGUGGGUCACAGUAUUUGAGAUAUCUCAACAUUUAUUUGAUGGAUUGACACAAAAUUUUAUACAGAGGUUGGCAUGCAGUUUUGAAUGAAAUGCCUCAACAACCUUUGGACGGAUUGUUCCCAUGAGCCUCAGUUAAUCAAGAAAUGUUACAUGUACAUGUAAACACGUUAAGCUAAGAUUGUGAACAUGGUAAAUGUUAUAAAUUGUGAGUUUGUUUCCAUGCUAGCAUUAGCAUUUUGUUCACUGUGUGUGUUCACCACGCCUCACAGAGUCGCCAGCAUAGCUGUCUUGUUCAGAGAAGAAAGGACUGUUCGCACGUAAAACCAUCACCCAAAACAUUCUUACUUGUGUUUUUCUAAUCAAAGCAUUGUUGUUCUAGAAAUGUAGCAUUUUUUACUAUCUGUUUGUAUAUUUUAUGACUUCAAACCAUUUUUUUGUAAUAAGCCACAACGAUUUUGACUUUGUAUGGCAGUAAUCUAUCACAUGUAAAUUAUCACAUAUAUUUAAAAUGUGUAGGAAUGGCUAUGUUUUUUUUCAUUUAAUAGUAAUGUGUAUGGUCAUUUGUAGUCAAAGACAAAAGACACACUUUGUAAACUUAAUAAAGCUUUUUUAAUAUUGAA